GCCAAGGGUUAGGGGGCGUGGAAGGAGCCGCUUCGCCCGGAGUCUCCUUUGCAACGCGGGCGCAUGAGAGCGGCGGGGCAGCGACUCAUGAAGGUGUUCGUGACGCGGAGGAUCCCCCCGGAGGGGCUGGCGGCCUUGAGCCGGGCCGGAGACGUCCAGCAAUGGGAUUCAGAUGAACCAAUCCCAAAGUCUGAGUUGCUGGCGGGGGUGGCUGGUAAGGAUGGUCUCCUGUGCCUCUUGUCUGACCGGAUUGACAAGGAAGUCCUGGAUGCUGCAGGACCAUCCCUUAAGACAAUCAGUACGUUGUCCGUGGGAUAUGACCAUCUUGCCAUUGAAGAAAUAAAAAAGCGUGGGAUCCGUGUGGGAUACACGCCAGACAUCCUGACAGAUGCCACCGCUGAACUCACAGUAGCUUUGCUCCUAGCAACGGCCCGCAGGCUGCCAGAAUCUGUGGACGAAGUGAAGAACGGUGGCUGGACCACAUGGAAGCCUCUCUGGAUGUGUGGCUAUGGACUUUCCGGCAGCACCGUUGGGGUUAUAGGGCUAGGAAGAAUAGGGCAGGCUGUAGCGCAUCGUCUGAAACCAUUUGGAGUCAAGAAGUUUUUGUAUGCAGGACGUCACCCCAAACCUGAAGCUGCUAUGGAACUGAAAGCUGAGUUUGUGCCCCUUGCCAAGCUAGCAGAAGAGUCGGACUUUGUCAUUGUGACAUGUUCUCUGACACCCGACACUCAGGGGAUGUGCGAUCGGGACUUCUUUUCCAAGAUGAAGAAGACGUCUGUGUUCAUCAACACAAGCAGGGGCACUGUUGUCAAUCAAAAGGACCUUUACGAAGCUUUAGUCAAUGGCCACAUCGCAGCAGCGGGCUUGGAUGUUACAACCCCAGAACCUCUGCCUACUGAUAAUCCGCUUCUUUCCCUCAAGAACUGUGUAAUUUUGCCUCAUAUUGGAAGCGCCACCUACGCCACAAGGAAUGCCAUGUCAGUGUUGGCUGCCAACAAUCUUCUGGCUGGACUGAAAGGAGAAAGUAUGCCAAGUGAACUCAAGCUGUGAGAAGCAAGACUGGAAGAGUUUUGAAGGAUUUUUUUUUACUUUUUGCCCCAAAUGGAUAUUAAAUGGGACAAACUGUCUUUCAAAUAAAGCAUUAAAACAGUG
Lacerta agilis (Sand lizard) is the source of this 1152-nucleotide messenger RNA. RefSeq names its product glyoxylate and hydroxypyruvate reductase (gene GRHPR). The coding region runs from base 64 to 1050 and encodes 328 amino acids. The transcript is spliced from 9 exons. Gene Ontology annotation, molecular function: hydroxypyruvate reductase (NADH) activity; glyoxylate reductase (NADPH) activity; NAD binding. Gene Ontology annotation, cellular component: cytosol. The record is from RefSeq and is a predicted model, not a curated record. Lineage: Eukaryota; Metazoa; Chordata; Lepidosauria; Squamata; Lacertidae.